Molecule: messenger RNA, 521 nt
Organism: Penaeus vannamei (Pacific white shrimp)
Lineage: Eukaryota; Metazoa; Arthropoda; Malacostraca; Decapoda; Penaeidae
Source: RefSeq, a predicted model, not a curated record
UACUUAUGUAUAAAAUUUCUUUUAAUCUUCAGACUGGAAGAAUGGGAAAGUACAAGAAAUUGUCGUCAUCUUAUUUCAAAUUUGUCAACCCGCUCAUCAUAGCCAUGGUUGGAGCUGCGAUGUAUCUCAUGGUGAUGGCAUGGCUAGAUCCUAAAGGAGUUUCUCCAGUGUUCUUUGGUCGAGUUGCAGAGUUUAUUUCAUGGGUCGGCACAGAAAAUAAUGACCUAAUGAAGCAGUUGACUCUGUCUACAGUUGCCAUCCAUGCUUUUGAGUCUAUAUUAGCUCUCUACUAUUGCCAAAAGUUGAAGCUAGAUUCAGGUGUUACAUGCUGCUGGAUGAUACAAACUCUUUUUAUGGGAAUUUUUUCUCUCCGUUUUCUUAUUUGGCCUCAGAGAGAAGAAAAGUCAGCAGGAAACUCUAAGAAAAACAAAUAAAGGCGGGGACAUUUAUAAUUUUGUAAAAUGUCUAAGUAAAAACAUUUUUUAUACUUGACAAAGUCUUACAAUAAAAUAGACUAGAUC